AUGGCGCCGAUUAUCGCCUUCUCCGCCUCUCGAGACGCCCGUCUGCGGAGAGCCGAGAAGACUUGCGCCAUGACAGCCGCGUCGCACGGCAUCACGAUGGGGCCGUCGCUAGGUAAUCCGAAUUCCUCCUCCGACAUCUCGAGGAGCUCCCGGAAGAUAAAGGUAUUGAGGUACGCCAAGGGAACCACAAAGCGUCCCCCGUCCCGAGAGUAG
Molecule: messenger RNA, 213 nt
Organism: Spirodela intermedia
Lineage: Eukaryota; Viridiplantae; Streptophyta; Magnoliopsida; Alismatales; Araceae
Source: the annotation of a GenBank genome assembly